AUGCCAGAAAUGAAGAGAGAGCAGAGUGGCGUUCGAAACCCAAGUGAGUCAAGCCAAAAUUACGGUGUUGCAAAUACCUCACCCGACUCUCUCUCACCUAGUUUUCAGCUAUACCCUAAUGGGCCACUGUCAUCUAAUUUAACAAGUCAUAACGCGUCAGUUUCAUCCUACAAUUCAUCGAGUGGGCCGAACCCAGAGUCGUCAUCUUCGAACGUGUCGACUCCUGAAGGUCAAGGACUCAUGGAAGAUGGUAAAAAAAAUAGAAACAUUGAUAUAAUGCAAAGGAUAAAUGAUGAUAGGUUCAAGGAACGGGCAACUGAGGCUGCGAUUCCAAAUGAAGAGGACGAUGGUGGAACUUCCAUGAAUGUAAAAAUUUCAGAGAAGGCGUUACCUAAGAAGUAUUUUUGUAAAACGUGUAAUCAAGGAUUCACAAGAAAGCACAACAUGGUAUCGCAUGAAUUAAUUCAUUCUUCCAUUCGGCCUCACAUUUGUUCAGUAUGCAAUUUGAAAUUCAGGAGAAUUCAUGAUUUAAAGAGGCAUGAAAAAUUACAUACUGGUGAAAAGCCUUUUGUGUGUGAUAAAUGUUCAAGACGAUUUGCUAGACCGGAUGCCUUGACGAGGCAUCAAAAUUCUCCCAAUGCUUGUGUCGCAAGCAGCGGCAAUAGUACUACUACUAAUACUGGUAUUAGUAAUGACAACAGCAGUGGCAACAGUAGUAGCAACAGCCACUCUUCAGUGCCUUCGGACACUACAUCUCAUACUGAAGUCGACGCAACUCAGGAUAAUAAUUUAUCUGACAGCAUUGGGACAACUAGCUACGAUCUAAAUCGUUGGAAAGCUCAAAAGUUCAGUGAACAGUCAAAGAAAAGACGUUAUCAUCGUCAUCAAAAACCUCAGCUGUCAUAUCCAUUUAAUACCACAACUACUACGACUACAACAACUACAACCACAGUGAAUCGAGAUGAGAAGGGAAGAGGAGAGCAGAAAUAUCAUGAUGGAAAUUCUCAUCCUUUUGGGGGGAGACAAGAAAUUCUUGAUACCCCCCAAUCGCAACAAAAGUUCUCGAUAUCAAGAGGAGGAGGAUACUUACCUCCAUUAUCAAAUAAUGGCGAUUAUGUGACUAUGGCAAAAUACCAGGACUUGGUCAGUUAUACGCAUCAACUUCAAGACAGCUUGUCGAAAAUGAAUUCAAGAAUAAAGUUUUUGGAGAAUGAUCGACGAGAAGGUGAUAGUGACCGUCAACUCAACUCCAUGUCAGAUAGAUCUAGCGCUUGA
Molecule: messenger RNA, 1275 nt
Organism: Priceomyces carsonii
Lineage: Eukaryota; Fungi; Ascomycota; Pichiomycetes; Serinales; Debaryomycetaceae
Gene: OFI1
Product: Ofi1p
Exons: 1
Coding region: 1-1275 (424 amino acids)
Biological process (GO): regulation of gene expression
Cellular component (GO): nucleus
Source: RefSeq, a predicted model, not a curated record